Messenger RNA from Hipposideros armiger (great roundleaf bat), 810 nucleotides. RefSeq names its product FKBP prolyl isomerase 2 (gene FKBP2). Gene Ontology annotation, biological process: protein peptidyl-prolyl isomerization. Lineage: Eukaryota; Metazoa; Chordata; Mammalia; Chiroptera; Hipposideridae. Gene Ontology annotation, cellular component: endoplasmic reticulum. The record is from RefSeq and is a predicted model, not a curated record. The transcript is spliced from 6 exons. Bases 213 to 722 code for a protein of 169 amino acids. Gene Ontology annotation, molecular function: peptidyl-prolyl cis-trans isomerase activity.
CCCGGGGCGUCCACGCGGGGGCGGUCUCCGUGGUGGCCGGGCCUGGGGGCGCGGUAGGCCGAGAACUCCCCCAGGAGAGGUGGUGUGGGUGGAGCGGGCUCGGCGGCCACCGGACACGGGGCCAGUCUGGGUACCCCGCAGACCCCCGAGGGCUCAGAGCUGGGGCGGCGCCCCCGGGGGAGGCACAGGGCCAGCCUGGGGGGUAUCACCAGAUGACCGGGGUUCCCCGGAGCCACCUAGCGGCGAUGUGUGGGUGCCUCGUGGCCGGCCCCCUGCAGCGGCUGCAGAGGUGUGGAGACAUGAGGCUGAGCUGGGUCCUGACAGUACUGUCCAUCUGCCUGAGCGCCCUGGCCACAGCCGCCGGUGCCGAGGGCAAAAGGAAGCUGCAGAUCGGGGUCAAGAAGCGAGUAGAUCACUGUCCCAUCAAAUCGCGCAAGGGGGAUGUCCUGCACAUGCACUACACGGGGAAGCUGGAAGAUGGGACGGAGUUUGACAGCAGCCUGCCCCAGAACCAGCCCUUUGUCUUCUCCCUGGGCACGGGCCAGGUCAUCAAGGGCUGGGACCAGGGGCUGCUGGGGAUGUGUGAGGGGGAAAAGCGGAAGCUGGUGAUCCCAUCAGAGCUGGGGUACGGAGAGCGGGGAGCCCCCCCAAAGAUUCCAGGUGGUGCAACCCUGGUGUUCGAGGUGGAACUGCUCAAAAUCGAGCGACGUUCAGAACUGUAGCCAAGUUGGGGUGGGGCAGUGGAGAGGCCAUCAGGGACCAGAAUAAACAAAACAAAACAAAAAAACAAAAAAAAACCCUUAAAGCUCA